Molecule: messenger RNA, 1542 nt
Organism: Arctia plantaginis
Lineage: Eukaryota; Metazoa; Arthropoda; Insecta; Lepidoptera; Erebidae
Source: the annotation of a GenBank genome assembly
AUGGCGACUAUGAAGGAAAUUGCAAACAUCAUGACCAAUUUUAAAGGAUACUCUCAGUGUGUUGAUGCCUUUAUUGAAACUAGUCAAAUGAACACUCUUUUAGGGAAGGACAUUUUUUCAGCAGUGUUACCACUCUGCAAGAAAAACUACACAAUUAUUAGCAACGUUUUUCCCAACCCUGACCAGGUGAUGAGUAAAUUUGUGCUUAAUAUCUUUCUUCUGAAGCUUCAGAAGUAUAUCCAGACUAAACUAGCUGACAAGAAUGAUGUUGACAAGUAUUUGAAGAAUUUAUAUGAGAUGUAUACUAGUACUCAACGUGUUUGCGACGAGUUAGUUCAAGCUGGUCUGGUAUCAGCGGAAGGUAAUUCCACUUCGGGGGAACUUCGAAGGGAUGCGCUCGUCAAUGGGGCUAUGGCGGGUGCCAACGAUGGAUACACCUCUAUGGAAGCUAGGAGACUUAAAGCUGUACUGUCUAGCUCACUAAACGCAUACUACACUGAAAAGCAACAUGUUAAGAAGCAAAUACAGGGAGGCGGUUUCCAAGAAUUGCGUCGUGAUUUGCAAGCUGUCAUCGGUACUCGAGCAAAUAUCAACAUUGCUCAAAUAGAGAACUAUGGCGGUGAGACGUUUUUAAGUGAACAGCUUGUCCAGAAGAUGAUCAAUGACUCCAAAACUUCGUUCAUCCGAUGUAAGACUCUAUGUACUACAAACGAGGUUUCUAAUACAACAGUGGCUUUGCUCGAAAUACUGAUACAACAUUUGCUCGUUGAGCAUGUUGAUUAUGCUUUAGAUCUGGGACUGCAAUCCAUACCGAUCGCAGAGAGCAAGUCACCGCCACAGAUUUACUUCUUUGAUAUAGUAAAUCAAGCCAACAAAAUCAUAAGAAUGUUUGAGGAACACUUUCAGGAAUCAGUGUCGCCUUGUAUGACGUCGGCAUCGAAACAAAAUGAGUGUGUGCAGCGUAAAAAAUCUAUAAUGGAUCAACUUGAGAAUAAGUUGGAUGCAGGUUUAGAGCGAGCUAUCGCAGCUAUCGUCGGUUGGGUCAAACUCCAUUUGCAGACCGAGCAGAAGAAGACCGACUUUAAACCUGAAGGAGAUAUCGAUACUAUUGCGUCGUCGGCAUGCUUGGCGGUGGUUUCGUACCUGAAUAAUGUGAUGGACAAAAUACACGGGGGACUGGAGGGCGACAACCUCCACGCAGUUACACUGGAACUCGCCGUCAGAUUGCAUAGGAUUAUAUACGAACAUCUGCAUAGUUAUCAAUUUAAUUCUGCUGGUGCGAUGAUAGCGAUCUGCGACGUGAAGGAGUACCGCUCGGCGGUGUGCGGGCGCGGCGCGCGCGCGGCCCCGGCGCCUGCGCACGCGCUCUUCGACGCUCUGCACGCGCUCUGCAACCUGCUGCUCGUCAAGCCGGAGAACUUGCAUCAGGUCUGCGAAGGUGAAACACUCGCGGAACUGGACCAUUCCAUACUCCACAGCUUCAUACAACUGCGGGCCGACUACAAGAGCCACAAACUUUCCACCUUCCUGAAAGGAUUAUAG